This is a messenger RNA of Closterium sp. Yama58-4, 561 nucleotides long. The record is from the annotation of a GenBank genome assembly. NCBI's taxonomy places the organism in Eukaryota, Viridiplantae, Streptophyta, Zygnematophyceae, Desmidiales, Closteriaceae.
AUGGAAAGUACUGGCACUGCGCAUCGGGAACGAGUCGCUCGCAUCAUAACCUAUCCACGUCGCAUUGUGCGGUUCGAUUUCUCAUUUCAUUUCUUGCGCGAAACUGGGGCGUCUGGGUGGGGAUUCCCUUCCCUGGCCCCACCAGCAAGAAAAUUCACCCAGCAGUCGACUGCUCCAGCCAUGAGGCGGUCGAAGAUUUUCUUCGUCUUGCUCGCGCUCUCCCUGCUCGUAUCCCUCGAGCUAGUGCCGUCGUGCCGCGCGAGUGAGAUCGACGCGGAAGACGACGCCGACGACGACGACAUGUCGGACGCCGCCAUUUCCGCGGAUGAGGCGCCUGCUGGUCUCGUGGGCCAGCUGUUGGGCGUGAGCAGGCGGUUCCUGUACUCGCCGCGCAUGCUGUCAUGCCGGUCCGACUGCGAGGACAAGAACAAGAAGUGCAACACUGAUUACAGCGAGUGCAAGCGCGAGAACAAGGACGACGAGCACGACCACAAGAAGUGCACCAAGAAGUACAAGAAGUGCAAGAAAAAGAUCAAGAAGUGCCGCUCCAAGUGCGACUAG